This is a messenger RNA of Puccinia graminis f. sp. tritici CRL 75-36-700-3, 1265 nucleotides long. Its product is annotated as delta-aminolevulinic acid dehydratase. The coding region runs from base 80 to 1093 and encodes 337 amino acids. Gene Ontology annotation, cellular component: cytosol. The transcript has 6 exons. The record is from RefSeq and is a predicted model, not a curated record. Lineage: Eukaryota; Fungi; Basidiomycota; Pucciniomycetes; Pucciniales; Pucciniaceae. Gene Ontology annotation, biological process: heme biosynthetic process. Gene Ontology annotation, molecular function: porphobilinogen synthase activity; zinc ion binding.
UGCACUUGCAGGCCCAUUCGUGUUCAGUUCAUCAACUUCAGACUCUUCAAGUUUUCUAUCAACUCCAGCAUUCGGCAAGAUGACCACCGAACCGUCCUCCACGGCUACCCCGCUCAGCCAUGUCCUUCAGGGAGGAUACGCGCAUCCUCUGACCCGAUCACUCCAGGCUGAAAGAUCUUUGACCAAAGACAUGUUGAUGUUCCCGCUCUUCAUUUCCGACGAUCCGGACGCCAAACAACCCAUAAAUUCUUUUCCAAAUCAAUAUCACUUAGGAAUCAACGUACUCGAAGAUUUCCUGCGUCCGUUGAUCGAUAAGGGGCUACGAUCAGUCAUUUUAUUUGGGGUACCCAUGAAAUGUAAAAAAGACGCCAGAGGCACGCCAGCAGAUGAUGAGACGGGUCCGACUAUCUCAGCCAUACGCUUACUCAAGUUAAAGUUUCCGACUCUAUUUGUGGCGGCGGAUGUGUGCUUGUGCGAAUAUACGGAGCAUGGUCAUUGUGGGUUUGCGCCAGGCAAACCGGGUGGCGAGAUCGACACACCGGUCUCAGUGGCCAGGAUUGCCGUCGUGGCGCUGAGCUAUGCCCGAGCGGGUGCAGACUGUGUGGCUCCUAGCGACAUGAUGGACGGCAGAGUGGGGGCCAUCAAACAGGCUCUGAUCGAUGCUAGACUGGCUAAUCGAUGCUGUCUGAUGUCAUACUCAGCCAAAUUCGCCAGCUCACUCUACGGCCCCUUUCGCGCGGCCGCUUGUUCAGCACCAUCAUUCGGGGACCGCAAGGGAUAUCAACUGCCGCCCAAUGCUCGAGGACUGGCGAGACGAGCGAUCGUUCGAGAUAUUUCGGAAGGAGCGGAUAUCAUCAUGGUGAAGCCGGCUCAGAUGUAUCUUGACGUACUUUCCGAGGCCCGAUCCUUGGCACCUUCUCAUCCGUUAGCCUGUUAUCAGGUUUCAGGAGAAUAUGCUGCCCUCUUGGCCGGUGCGGACGCCGGGGUGUAUGAAUUAAAGCCUAUGGUCUUCGAGAGUUUAGAUUGCAUGCUUCGUGCUGGUGCCACUCUGAUACUCACUUACUUCACCCCCAUGCUAUUGGAUUGGCUCUGAAAGUCGAUCUCACCCGUCUCGCAUCCUGCCAUAUUAUUUUAGAUGGUCAUAGAUCAGUAAUUCUUUCUUAGAUAUUUGUAUUGUAAAAGAUCCGCAAAUCAGCCGCAAUUUCAAAAUGGGACAAUGUCUGUUACAAACUUCAUGUAAUAGAAAUAUAAGAUUUACGUUUUGC